Messenger RNA from Moesziomyces antarcticus, 3105 nucleotides. RefSeq names its product actin-related protein. The record is from RefSeq and is a predicted model, not a curated record. Bases 1 to 3105 code for a protein of 1034 amino acids. The transcript is spliced from 7 exons. Lineage: Eukaryota; Fungi; Basidiomycota; Ustilaginomycetes; Ustilaginales; Ustilaginaceae.
AUGUCGAGGGCACAACCACUGUCGGCGUUCCGGCUCAACUAUGCGAGCAGCUCCAAGAGCAAAGCGCACGACAUUCCCGACCCGAUCGGAUACGUCGAGGAGGCGGUGACCAAGAAGCAGUCGAAGUCGAAAGCGCCUGUCCAGCGGGCGGAUCCGUCGGCGCUCAAGAUGGCCAAGGCGUGGGAGCUAGCGUACUCGCCGGCAAAGUCGUUGCCGAUGAAUGCCAUCAUGCUCUACAUGAGCGGCUCGGGCGUGCAGAUCUUCAGCAUGAUGGCCGUCGGCAUGCUCAUCACUUCCCCACUCAAAGGCAUCUCCGGAAUGAACACAGCAUUCUCGAGGUUCGCGUCGCCGGGACAGAGUCUGCUGCUGCCCAAGGUGCUGUUUGUGGUGUGCCAGCUGGCAGGCAUUGCGUUGGGUCUGUACAAGUGCUGGAGCAUGGGCCUCUUGCCAACCGAAACGAGCGACUGGCUGGCGUGGAGACAGCCACGAACACUACGAAUCUGGCGCAUCGCAUCUUCUGAACUCUCCACCAUGUCCACUGCCACACACGCCGACUCGGACGACGCCCUUCCCACCGCUGCGCAGCUCUCGGCCGCCAAAGCCACGCACGUCCUCGACAGCCACGCUACGCGCAUCUCGGUGGCCUCGCUCUUUGACGACGCGCAGGCGCAGCAGUUGCCGCUGGUGCUCGUGUUUACGCGCCACUUUCACUGUGGCAUGUGCAAGGAAUUUGUGCGUGCGCUAGCCGAAUCCUCCAUCCUCACGCGUGUCGAGCUGGUCAUCGUCGGUCCAGGCGAGCCAGCAGGCGUAGAGACGUACAAAGCGUCGGUAGGCAAUCCGCCGUUCAAGUUCUUCGCGGAUCCUCAGCUCAACCUCUACCACGCGCUCGGUGUCACCAGAAGGAAUCUGGAGCUAGGAGACGCAAAGGAGAAAGUGGGCGCGCAUCACAAGGUGGGCCUAACGCACAACGUCAUCAGCAGCGUCAUCGACCUCGUCAAGUCUGGAACCCAGGCGCUCAAGGGCGGAGACUUUAAACAGCUCGGCGGCGAGUUUGUCUUCAGCGAAAAGGGCGAGCCGGUGGUGGCCAUCACGGGUGCGUCGCGCGGCAUCGGGCGUGCGUGUGCACUUGCAUGUGCCGCUCACGGCGCCACAGGCGUUGUGGUACACUACUUGGGUGACACCCAGACCACCGCCGAAGCCGAGUCGCUCCAGCAGGAACUCGCGGACCUAGGCGCCAAAGCGGUGCUCGUCGCUGGUGACAUCUCCGACGCAACCGUCGGGCAGGCCAUUGCUGAUGCAGCCGAGCGCGAGUUUGGGCGGCUCGACGUGUUCGUCUCCAACGCCGGCAUCUGUCCCUUUAUGGGCUUUCUCGAGAUGGAGGCGUCGACGUGGCGCAAGGUGCAGGAUGUGAAUCUCAAUGGCGCCUUCUUCGCCACGCAGGCAGCCGCUCGGCUCAUGAGCAAGCAGUCCCCCCGCGGAGGCAGCAUCAUCGCCAUCGCAUCCAUCUUGGCGCUCGUCGGCGGCGAGUUCCAGAGCCACUACACUCCAACCAAGGCCGGCCUCAAAAGCAUGAUGGAGUCGGCUGCCAUCGGCCUAGGCCCUCUGGGAAUUAGGUGCAACAGCGUGCUUCCGGGCACGAUUGAGACGGCCAUCAACGCCGACGAUCUCAAAGACGACGCCAAGCGCCAGCGCAUGGUGGACAGGCACCCGCUCCGGAGGCUCGGACGGCCAGACGACAUUGCGGGGCCCGUGGUGUUUUUGGCGUCGGACCUGGCCAAGUUCAUGACCGGAUCGUCGGUGCUGGUGGACGGAGGAUGCUUCGUCAAUCUUCAGCCAGGCGGUGAGGCGACGGACAGAAAAAGCGCAGCCCAAACCAACACUUUCCAAGCGCGCCAAACCCUCGCUCGUUUCCACCAUCUUCUCUUCUUCACACACGCACCUGGCUGCUUUCUGGAUGCUCGUCGGCCCACAAUGCCGGGCAACGAAUUCGACGAUGUGCUCACCAACCAGCCCGUGGUGAUCGACAACGGCUCGGGCUCCAUCAAGGCCGGGUUUGCAGGCCAAGAUGCGCCCAAAUGCUUCUUCCCCAGCUUCGUCGGUCGGCCCAAGCAUCCGCGCGUCAUGGCCGGCGCCAUCGAAGGCGAUCUCUUCAUCGGCCGCAAAGCCCAGGAGCUGCGCGGUCUGCUCAAGAUCAAGUAUCCCAUGGAACACGGCAUCGUCACCGACUGGGAGGACAUGGAGCGCAUCUGGAACCACGUAUACAGCGACGAACUUGAAACGCUGUCGGAAGAACAUCCCGUGCUGCUCACAGAAGCGCCGCUCAAUCCGCGCAGCAACCGCGACAUGGCAGCGCAGAUCUUCUUUGAGACGUUCAACGUGCCCGCGCUGUUUACGAGCAUCCAGGCGGUGCUCAGUCUGUACUCGUCGGGGCGCACCACGGGAAUCGUGUUGGAUUCGGGCGAUGGCGUCACACACGCGGUACCCGUGUACGAGGGAUUCUCCAUGCCCAAUGCGAUUCGUCGCGUGGAUGUGGCGGGGCGAGAUGUGACCGAGAACCUGCAGACGCAUCUGCGCAAGGCCGGAUACCACCUGCACACCUCGGCAGAGAAGGAGCUGGUGCGCGUGAUCAAGGAGAAGUGCUGCUACGUCGCGCUCAACCCGUCCAAGGAGGAGAAGGACAUCAAGGAGCAUGAAGAGUUCAAGUUGCCCGAUGGCAAUACGCUGCGCCUGGGUGCGGAGCGAUUCCGUGCGCCCGAGAUCCUCUUCAACCCGGAACUGGUGGGACAGGAGUUCCCUGGUGUGCACCAGGUCGUCGUCGACUCGAUCGGUCGAACCGACCUGGAUCUGCGCAAGAACCUCUUUGCCAACAUCGUGCUAUCGGGUGGAACGACGCUGACGAAAGGAUUCGGCGAUAGGAUGCUGGCCGAGGUCAAGAGGUUGGCGGUAAGAGAGAUGAAGAUCAAGAUCUUUGCCCCGCCCGAACGCAAGUACGCAACGUGGAUCGGCGGCAGCAUCUUGGCGGGUCUCAGCACCUUCAAGCGCAUGUGGGUCAGUGCAGAGGAGUACAACGAAGACCCAAAUAUCAUUCACAAAAAGACGUUUUGA